Condylostylus longicornis is the source of this 1593-nucleotide messenger RNA. RefSeq names its product myogenesis-regulating glycosidase (gene tobi). Gene Ontology annotation, molecular function: hydrolase activity, hydrolyzing O-glycosyl compounds. Gene Ontology annotation, biological process: carbohydrate metabolic process. The coding region runs from base 1 to 1593 and encodes 530 amino acids. The transcript has 3 exons. The record is from RefSeq and is a predicted model, not a curated record. NCBI's taxonomy places the organism in Eukaryota, Metazoa, Arthropoda, Insecta, Diptera, Dolichopodidae.
AUGAUAACAGAAAAAGGAAAAGUUUUGCAAAGCGUCUUAAUUGAUAACGGUUAUAAAAAUGGUAAAUUUGAAGUUGAUUCGAGUGGUGUAAUAAAUUUAAUAGCAUCUAAAAGUACAUCUGCACCUUCAAUUAGCUUUGAAUUAGAAAAAGAAAAUAAUUUUUACAAAAUCCGUGUUUCACGUAACGUCAAAGGAGAACAAACUGUGAAAGAUUGUGUAGACUUGGAAAUUGGGAAAACAUUUUGGUAUGGCGGACCACAAAAUCGUUUCCAAUAUUGGCCAAUUGAAAGAGCAAACUUUACAAAUUUUAGUUAUGUAUCAAAAGAAGAAUUAAAUUCAGCUGUACCUGAGCGUUAUUGGUUGAAUUCCCGUGGUGUAUUUUUUUAUAUAAAUGAAACUGUACCACUAUUUAUUGAUCAAAAUUCAGUUGAAACUGAAGUAAAUGAAACGAAUGUAAAGGAUUACGCUAACAAAAUAAUAUCGAAUCAAUUUAAUAAUAGCCAAUUUGAAAUUGACGACGAUUGGGAGGACUGUUAUGGUGCCUUAACAUUCAGAAAAAAUAAAUUUCCUGAUAUUAAAAAACUUACCGAUUGGCUAAAAGAAAAAGGUUUUCGCGUGACGCUGUGGAUACAUCCUUUCAUUAAUACGAAUUGUACAGAGAUUUUUAACAUUGCGAAAUCAAAGAAAUAUUUAGUAACCGAUGAUAAAGGUGAAGUUUUAACAAAGUGGUGGAAUAGUAAACCUAAUGAAGCUGCUUAUAUUGAUUUUACUAAUCCUGAAGCAGCGGAAUGGUUUUAUAACAGGGUGAAACGUUUACGAGACCAAGAUGGUAUUGAUAGUUUUAAAUUUGAUGCCGGUGAAACAAGUUGGAUUCCGAAAAACUCUAAAUUGACUGGACCAGCCAAUCAAUCACCGAAUUUAAUUUUAGCGAAAUAUAUUGAAACUGUUUCAAAAUUUGGUAAAAUUGUUGAAGUACGUUCUGCACAAGGUACACAAUCAUAUCCAAUAUUCUUAAGAAUGAUUGAUAAAGAUACUGAUUGGACUUGGAAUAAUGGUUUACCUACCCUGAUAACAACUCUGUUUCAAUUGAAUUUGGGUGGUUAUUCAUUUAUUUUGCCAGACAUGAUUGGCGGUAAUGGUUAUAACAAUAAUACACCAGAUAAAGAAAUUUUCAUACGUUGGUUACAAGCAAAUGUAUUUAUGCCAAGUUUACAAUUUUCAUAUGUACCCUGGAUGUAUGAUGCCGAAACAAUUAACAUAAGCUUAAAAUAUACAAAAUUGCAUGAUAACAUUACCAAUUAUAUAAUGGAACGAUUUCAAAAAGUUGUGGAAACGGGCGAACCAACAAACCCACCUUUAUGGUGGAUAGAUCCAGAAGACAUAAUUGCACAACAAAUUACUGAUCAAUUUUUGUUGGGUGACAAAUAUGUUGUAGCGCCAGUAAUUGUUAAAGGCGCUAGAGUUAGAGACAUUUAUUUACCAAAAGGAACUUGGAGAGAUGGAAAUACAAAUGAUAUUCAUAUAGGACCUAAAUGGAUUAUGAAUUAUCCUGCACCAAUAGCAACCUUACCGUAUUUUGAAAGAACUAAUUAA